CCUUCAACAUCCAUUGCAUACUCAUUCUCUCUUCUCUCUACCUAUAAACGCUGAGGCAUUUCUCCAUCUUCCCAAGUUAAGGGCCUCCUACCACAAACUAGCUUCAAGGUUGAUCUCAAAUUAAUAUAUAAGCCAGAAAAUGGGAGAGAUGGGGAAGUUCCAAUUGGGUGUUAUUGGUGCAUUGUUUCUCUCAGUAGCUUCUUCUGUCUCCAUUGUCAUAUGCAACAAAGCCUUGAUGAGCAAGCUUGGCUUCCCUUUUGCUACAACGCUUACAAGUUGGCAUUUGAUGGUCACAUUUUGUACACUUCAUGUGGCUCAACGUCUAAACUUGUUCGUCACCAAAUCCAUUGACAUGAAAACGAUCAUGCUUUUUGGAUUUUUAAAUGGUGUUUCCAUUGGAUUUCUCAACUUGAGUCUUGGAUUCAACUCUGUUGGCUUUUAUCAGAUGACAAAACUUGCGAUCAUACCAUUCACAGUAAUGUUAGAAACCAUUUUCCUAAAGAAACAAUUCAGCCAGAAAAUAAAAUUCACUCUAUUCCUAUUACUUGUUGGAGUUGGUGUUGCCUCUAUCACUGAUCUUCAACUCAAUUUUGUGGGAACCAUUAUUUCCCUUCUAGCAAUCAUAACAACAUGUGUUAGCCAAAUUCUAACCAACACAAUACAAAAGAAGCUUAAUGUUUCUUCCACACAGUUGCUCUACCAUUCUGCUCCAUUCCAAGCAGCAAUUCUUUUUGUUUCUGGCCCUAUUGUGGAUCAAUUGCUCACCAACCAAAGUGUGUUUGCCUACAAAUAUUCUUCUACAGUCUUGGCAUUCAUCAUCCUAUCAUGCUUGAUUGCUGUUUCUGUGAACUUCAGCACGUUUCUAGUUAUUGGCAAAACAUCACCUGUAACUUAUCAAGUACUAGGCCACCUCAAAACAUGCCUUGUUAUAGGCUUUGGCUACACAUUGCUCCAUGACCCCUUCAAUGGAAGGAACAUUAUUGGAAUAUUGAUUGCUAUUUUUGGAAUGGUUUUGUACUCUUAUUUCUGCUUAGAGGAGAAUAAAAAGAAACAAUUAUUAGGUGAUCUUUCAUUGGCCUCUCAGGUUAAAGACAAAGAUAGCUCACCCCUUUUGGUUGGAAAAAACAUGGAUAAUCAAGAAGAGGAAAAUCACGAGGCUAAAAAAUUUAGCAAGGAUUCUACUAAUUAAAACAAUUGGCUUAUUAUCUUUUAUAAUUUCGUAUAUUUUGGGUGUUUUAGCUCAAGGAAACUUGAAAUGGGUGUAAAUUAAAUUUUGUUAAUAAAAUUUAUGUA
This is a messenger RNA of Medicago truncatula (barrel medic), 1293 nucleotides long. Its product is annotated as UDP-xylose transporter 1. NCBI's taxonomy places the organism in Eukaryota, Viridiplantae, Streptophyta, Magnoliopsida, Fabales, Fabaceae. The transcript has 9 exons. The record is from RefSeq and is a predicted model, not a curated record. Bases 140 to 1189 code for a protein of 349 amino acids.